Molecule: messenger RNA, 696 nt
Organism: Corticium candelabrum
Lineage: Eukaryota; Metazoa; Porifera; Homoscleromorpha; Homosclerophorida; Plakinidae
Product: ATP-dependent DNA helicase RecQ-like
Exons: 3
Coding region: 1-696 (231 amino acids)
Biological process (GO): double-strand break repair via homologous recombination
Cellular component (GO): chromosome; cytoplasm; nucleus
Molecular function (GO): four-way junction helicase activity; 3'-5' DNA helicase activity; nucleic acid binding
Source: RefSeq, a predicted model, not a curated record
AUGGGAAAAGCUGUACAUUGCACCGAAAAAUCAAACGAAAGACGAAAGCAAAGACACAACAACAAGACCAGAAGUAGUGAUGACAAAACAGGAACAUUAAGCAUCGUCGAAGACCUAGCAUCGUUGUCAGACGCAGAGAUCAAGACAAAGUGGCCAUGGAAGCAUCGUGAUCUGCGUUUCACCUCUUACGGCAAUUAUGAUAGAUCAGAAAAGCAGAUUUGCCCUGUAGGACUGACGGCUGAGUUUGUAGGAGAGGCGCAGGAAGAUCCCAACGCAGUCAGGAGAGUUUUGAAAGGUCAAGUUCAACUGGUCUACCUCAGUCCUGAAAAGCUAAUCAACAAUGAACUGUACAGAGGAAUGCUAAUGAGCCAACCCUACAGAGAUCGCCUGAAGGCGAUUGCGGUGGAUGAAGCGCAUUGUGUCAAGACUUGGGAGGAUGAGUUUAGAGUUGCUCUUUCUCUCAUUGGUGACAUUCGUUGCAUUAUUCCACCAUCUGUCAAGAUAAUGGCCUUGACUGCCACAGCGACCCUGGAAACACUGAAGGUCGUGAAAACACGUUUGUCCAUGCCUGAUCCUUACAUUGUAGCCCUUUCACCAGAAAGAUCAAAUAUCAGAUACUCUGUGGAACCAGACAUGACAGUUGAUGAGUUAUCAACAGCCAUCUCUGAGCAGCUAAAAGAUCACCCUCUGCAUUAA